Messenger RNA from Arachis duranensis, 948 nucleotides. RefSeq lists its product as uncharacterized. NCBI's taxonomy places the organism in Eukaryota, Viridiplantae, Streptophyta, Magnoliopsida, Fabales, Fabaceae. The record is from RefSeq and is a predicted model, not a curated record. The transcript is spliced from 3 exons. The coding region runs from base 1 to 948 and encodes 315 amino acids.
AUGACAGAGUUCCAGGUUGGUCAGCAAUUUCAGGAUAAAGAGAAUGCCCUGUUAAGUGUGAAGACUUACAGCAUCCGCCAAGGGGUACAGUAUAAGGUAGUGGAGUCUGAUUAUCGCCGUUAUGUUGGCAAGUAUUCUAAGUUCGGGAAUAGGUGCACAUGGUUGAUUCGGCUUAGUCUCUGGCAGCGUAAGGGCAUUUGGGAGGUGAAACGGUACAAUGGACCACAUACUUGUCUGGCCAGCUCUAUCUCCAGCGAUCAAAGGAGUUUGGAUUAUCAUGUGAUAUCGGCAUUCGUUAUGCCAAUGGUUAGAGCUGAUGCAUCCGUCAGCAUCAAGGUGCUUCUAAAUGCGACGGCUUCACACUUUGAAUUCAGGCCUACGUACAGGAGGGUCUGGUUGGCCAAGCAGAAGGUUGUUGCCCUCAUUUAUGGUGACUGGAAUGAGUCGUACAAUGAGCUCCAAAGGUGGGUGUUAGGAGUGCAAGUUACCAUGCCUGGUUCUGUUGCAGUUCUUCAGACUAGCCCUGUUCGAGUUGGGGGACAGUUGGAUGAGUCUCAGUCGUUGGUGAGUAUUGAUGCCACCCACCUAUAUGGCAAGUACGGGGGUACGUUGCUUGUUGUGAUUGCACAAGACGGGAAUUCCAACAUACUCCCUGUUGCAUUCGCACUAGUUGAGGGUGAGAAUGCUGAGUCGUGGCAUAACGGCAUCAAGGUCGUGCUUGAGGCUCCCGACUGGGGAUGGCUACCUCCGUCUGCAUACCGGGCUUUCUGCAUUCGACACGUAGCAGCAAACUUCGCCCUCACCUUUAAGGGUAAAGAUGCAAGGAGGCUUCUUGUGAACGCUGCCUAUGCUAAGACCGAUGUCGAGUUCGAUUACUGGUUUGAUAUUCUACGCUUGGAAGACCCGGUGAUGUGUGAAUGGGCGAACCGGAUUGAGUAUUCAUUGUAG